UAACAUUUUUGAACGAAUAAGAUAGUUUGUUUCAGAAACUUAAAAUAAUUUAUAAUUUUGUUUUUAUUUUAUUGUUUUUUGUUUGAAUUUUCAGUUGUGCUAGUUAUUUCUUUUUGUUGUAAUAAUGAUUACACGUAGCUCUAGCUCUAAGUUAAAGGCAACAUUAGACCAGAAGAUUCCUCCAAAGGAAGAAUCAACUAUAUCUGAACUCCCACCAAUUAUAUUCUCAGGCUACAUUAAUUAUGUCAAUGAUUUCAACGAAUGUGCUAUGAUUUGUGAUAAUCUUAUAACAGAAAUAGAAAAAUAUGAUAAAAUAGUACCAAUAGGAUUUGAUUUGGAAUGGCCUUUUAGUUUUCAAACUGGAUCUGGUAAAACAGCCUUGGCACAAAUUUGUUUCAGUGAAAAUAUUUGUUAUCUGUUACAUAUAUAUUCAUUAAAAAAAUUACCAGCUGCAUUUGUGGUCCUUUUAAGUCAUCCAAAAGUAAGAUUAGUUGGAGUUAACAUAAAGAAUGAUAUUUGGAAACUAGGUAGAGAUUUUAAGGAAUUUCCAGCUUGUAAAGUCGUAGAAAACAAUUGUUUUGAUUGUGGUAAAUUUGCAAAUACAGUAUUAAAUAGGUCUUGUCGGUGGAGUUUAGAGAAGUUAACAGAAUAUUUGCUAAAGAAAAAGAUUAGUAAAGACCCAAAAGUUAGAAAAAGUAAAUGGCAUAUGCAUCCAUUAAAUGAUGAGCAGAAACUUUAUGCAGCAACAGAUGCUUAUGUUUCUUGGCUCUUGCAUGUAACUAUACAAGAACGGGCAAAUUUAAAGGAUAAUGAAUUAAAAGAGACACAAAAUAUUAAUAUCUCAAUAUGACUACAAAAAUAGUUAAAGUUUUAUGGGCUGGUAGAUUAAGUUAUAGAUCUGGG
This is a messenger RNA of Bombus terrestris (buff-tailed bumblebee), 903 nucleotides long. RefSeq names its product Werner Syndrome-like exonuclease (gene WRNexo). Gene Ontology annotation, molecular function: nucleic acid binding; 3'-5' exonuclease activity. Gene Ontology annotation, biological process: nucleobase-containing compound metabolic process. The record is from RefSeq and is a predicted model, not a curated record. NCBI's taxonomy places the organism in Eukaryota, Metazoa, Arthropoda, Insecta, Hymenoptera, Apidae. The transcript has 6 exons. Bases 125 to 850 code for a protein of 241 amino acids.